Molecule: messenger RNA, 1062 nt
Organism: Chrysochloris asiatica (Cape golden mole)
Lineage: Eukaryota; Metazoa; Chordata; Mammalia; Afrosoricida; Chrysochloridae
Gene: PYM1
Product: within bgcn homolog (Drosophila)
Exons: 3
Coding region: 11-622 (203 amino acids)
Biological process (GO): exon-exon junction complex disassembly
Cellular component (GO): exon-exon junction complex; cytoplasm
Molecular function (GO): RNA binding
Source: RefSeq, a predicted model, not a curated record
CGUUUUCAAGAUGGCGACUCCCUAUGUAACUGACGAGACCGGCGGCAAGUAUAUCGCCUCAACACAACGACCUGACGGAACUUGGCGGAAGCAGCGGAGGGUGAAAGAAGGCUAUGUGCCGCAAGAGGAGGUCCCAGUGUAUGAAAACAAAUAUGUGAAGUUUUUUAAGAGUAAACCAGAACUGCCCCCAGGGCUGAGUCCUGAAGCCACUGUUCCUACCACCCCAUCCAGGCCUGAAGGUGGUGAACCAGGUCUCUCCAAGACAGCCAAACGCAACCUGAAGCGAAAGGAGAAGAGGCGGCAACAGCAAGAGAAGGGAGAGGCAGAGGCUUUGAGCCGGACUCUUGAAAAGGUGUCCUUGGGAGAGACGCCCCAACUCCCUAGUGCCCCACAGGGCUUCUGCGCAGUCCCUACCGCUGCUUCUGACCAGGCCGACUCAGCUGCUACCACUGAAAAGGCCAGGAAGAUAAAGAAUCUGAAGAAGAAGCUGCGGCAAGUCGAAGAGCUGCAACAGCGGAUCCAGGCUGGGGAGAUCAGCCAGCCCAGCAAAGAGCAGCUAGAGAAGCUGGCAAGGAGGAGGGCACUGGAGGAAGAGCUGGAGGACUUGGAGCUCGGCCUGUGAGGCCUUUAGGGAGUAGGGAAUGGACUGCAGAACAAACCAUGGGCUCUCUGGGGUCCUGGGGGAUGUGGGCAGCAGCAGUCAGGAGGGGUACCCCCAUACUGGCUCACUUCUACCUUUUGCUGCCUAACUGUCCUCCAGAGUCUAGCCUUUCCCUUAUUUCUUCUUUUUCUGCCCCCAAUGCCUACUUUUGGACUUUCCCUCUUCCGUUCCUAGUGUUCAAAUUUUCAGUGACAACCCCAGGUACCUUUGCUGCUGGUUUGGGUGUUUAAAAGAAAAUUGGGUGGGUGGGAAUCUCUUAGCUGAGAUUGGGGGUAAAGGGACUACACCCAAAACUUGGAGUCUUGGUUCCUGUUCACAGUGUUUAGGGGUUAUUUUCCCCUCCACCCCCACUUUUUUUCCUUUUUUUUUAAAGAAUGAGAAUAAACUCAAGUAGACAUGUC